This is a messenger RNA of Notolabrus celidotus (New Zealand spotty), 3689 nucleotides long. RefSeq names its product phosphatidylinositol-binding clathrin assembly protein. Gene Ontology annotation, biological process: clathrin-dependent endocytosis; synaptic vesicle budding from presynaptic endocytic zone membrane; clathrin coat assembly. The record is from RefSeq and is a predicted model, not a curated record. The transcript is spliced from 19 exons. NCBI's taxonomy places the organism in Eukaryota, Metazoa, Chordata, Actinopteri, Labriformes, Labridae. Gene Ontology annotation, molecular function: SNARE binding; phosphatidylinositol-4,5-bisphosphate binding; 1-phosphatidylinositol binding. The coding region runs from base 929 to 2809 and encodes 626 amino acids. Gene Ontology annotation, cellular component: clathrin-coated pit; synaptic vesicle; extrinsic component of presynaptic endocytic zone membrane.
UCCGGCAGAGGAGCGACCAGCCAGCCAGCCAGUCAGUCAGUCAGUCCGUGAAGAGAACCCACAGACCAGACUUUUUCUAGACAGCAGCACAGCACCGGACUGGACUUGUCUGUGACUACAAAAACCCCUCAACAGACGAGCCGGUAAUGUGGUAGUCCUGGUCUGGGAGGAGACCACUGAGUGAGCCGCAGGUCCGUGAAGGGGACACACCGGAGCUCCGAGCUGUCAUUUUGAACUUCUCCACCCGGCUCACAGACUCUCUUCCCCCGGCUAGCUUCUAAGGCUUCUCGGCGUCCUUCCACCCCCUGGAGGAAACCCCACCUGUCCGGGCUGUCAUCCCCCCAGCAUCAUCUGAACACCUCCAGACAAUGUCCUGCUCCUUCCUGAGUGACUUUUUACCCCCCUCACGUGGGUUUAAAACACACUUUUUGGUGUGAAUUCCAGUGAUAGCUUACCAAGCUAACAAGUUGACGUGGAGGAAGGAAGGAAGACAGGAAGAAGGGGGAUUCUGAAGCUGUGAUUUCACACGGAUUACUCCUUUUUGUUGCCUAAUCUGAGGGUGGAAAUAACAACAAAACAAAAACCGUCCAGGUGACACAGGAACCAGCCAGUUAGCUAUGUUUAUUUGUAACCAGGAAGUCAUUUCCAGUGUUUACAACUUCCAAAGUGGGACUCUUUCCUGGUUUGAGUGCUGCACAGGGAACAUUAGCUAACACAGACUAGUGUUUUUUGUUUACUACAUAGUUAGAUUUAAAGUGUUGCCAAACAAAACAAAUCAAAUCUUGCUCUUUGGUUCACCUCUGCACAGGUUUGUCCACACACCUGGAGGAUUUAAAGGCUCCCCUUCACAGUGCAGUCACCUUUAUCUCAUUGGUAUUCCUCUAUUUCAGCUGAUUAAGGUAAAAAACUGAGAGAAUUAAAAGCAGAGAUGUCAGGCCAGUCUAUCACGGAUCGGAUCGCAGCAGCCCAGCACAGCAUGACUGGGUCUGCCAUCAGCAAGGCUGUGUGCAAAGCCACCACACAUGAAGUGAGCGGACCCAAGAAGAAACACCUUGACUAUCUGAUCCACUGCACCAACGAGAUGAACGUGAACAUUCCCCAGCUGGCUGACACGCUGUUCGAGCGCACGGCCAACUCCAGCUGGGUGGUGGUCUUCAAAGCCCUGAUCACCACUCACCACCUCAUGAUGUAUGGAAAUGAGCGUUUCAUCCAGUACCUGGCCUCGAGAAACACUCUGUUCAACCUGAACAACUUCCUGGAUAAGGGAGCUCUGCAAGGUUACGACAUGUCAACCUUCAUCAGAAGAUACAGCCGUUACCUGAACGAGAAGGCCAUGUCCUACAGACUGGUGGCCGUGGAUUUCACCAAGAUGAAGAGAGGGAUUGACGGGGUGAUGCGCACCAUGAGCACAGAGAAGCUGAUUAAGACGCUGCCCAUCAUUCAGAACCAGCUGGAUGCUCUGCUGGAUUUCCAGGCUAACCCUAACGAGCUGACCAACGGAGUGAUCAACUCAGCCUUCAUGCUGCUCUUCAAAGACUCCAUCAGGCUGUUUGCUGCUUACAAUGAAGGGGUCAUCAACCUACUGGAGAAAUACUUUGACAUGAAGAAGAAUCAGUGCAAAGACGCUCUGGACAUCUACAAGAAAUUUCUUUACAGGAUGACCAAGCUGUCGGAGUUCCUCAAAGUGGCUGAGCAAGUUGGAAUAGAUCAGGGUGACAUCCCAGAUCUCUCACAGGCCCCCAGCAGCCUCCUGGAGGCAUUGGAGCAACAUUUGGCCUCUCUGGAGGGCAAAAAAACCAAGGAGUUAAAUGCAGACACCAGAGCGUCCACCCUGUCCAGCGCCGUCUCCUCUCUCUCCUCCACCGGCAUGUCCUUCAGCCGCAUGGACGAGAAGGAGAAGCAGCAGGCCCUGGAGGAAGAACAGGCCAGACUGCAGGCUCUUAAGGACCAGCGGCUGAAAGAGAUAAACAUGCACACCCCGCCCUCCGCCUCCCCGAGCAGCCAGUCGAUAGGCAGCGCCAACAACAACCACAUCGCGCCCACACCAGAGCUGUUCGCCUCCACGAUGUCCACCAACAGCGUGCCCAAUCUGAACAGUGACCUGUUUGAUCUUCAGCCGGCCUUCAUCCCCGCUGUGCAGAGCACUCCUUCAAUCUCCACCGCCAACAGUGCCUGGGGAGGAUUGGAGAGCCAGCCUCUGCAGCAGACCACCCCGGCCAUGACCGUAGAUUUCGAUGCCGUGUUUGGAAAUAAGACAACGCCAAGUAACAACGGCACAGAACCUGCAGCCGGUUUCGAUGCUCUCGGUGACUUGUUGAAGCCUACAAUUCACGCACACUCUCAACCUCCUCCUCAUCAUCAUCACCACCAUCAUCAUCACCAAAUGGCCAUUCAUCACCAUGGAGGAAAGCUGCUAGCCACUGACCUCGACUCCUCUCUGGCCAACCUCGUGGGCAAUCUGCAGUUCGGUGGGACCCCAGCCAAGAAGCCAGAUAUGCAGUGGAACCAGCCUGGGGAGAAGAAGCUGACAGGGGGCCAGAACUGGCAGAAUAAGACCAUGUCGACCACACAGUGGGGCCCUGCGCCCAUGGCCCCACAGCCCAUGCCUGUACAACAUGUGGCUCCAGCUCCCAUGGCUUUUCCCAUGACCACACCGCAAGUGCCUGUGUAUGGAAUGGUCCCUCCCCAGAUGGGUCAGAUGGGCGGGGUACCAGUGAUGGCUCCACAGCCAAUGAUGUACAACCAGCCUGUCCUCAGACCCACCAACCCCUUCGCACCCAUGCCCGGAGCCCAGAUGCAGUUUAUGUAAUCCAGUCAGGGGUGAAGCAGAGUGCCAAAAGCGACAAACAAACAAAAAGGCAGAAGAUAACACACAAAGAGGAAGGAUCAGAUGGACGGAGGAUUGAUUUGAUGAAGCUAAAACGACUAAGAGACUGACAAAGUAACCAACCAACACCAAAAACAGAGGGAAGAGGAGGAGAAGAAGACCGAAAAAAGAGGGAUGGAGGGUGGCGAAGAUGUCAUUCUGGCUGGUUGUCUGAAACAACUUCUUGCAUAUUUGUGUGUGCUGCUGCUUUCUGUUAAAGUGUCCGAUUUUGUGUUUUAAGUUCUAUGGAUGGAGUGACGUUUCAGCAGAGUGAUUACCGAUGAGAGAGAAAGAAAGGCAGGACAGAAAGAAGAGGAGGCGAUUCAGACGAUCCCUCCUCCGGUUUCGCUUGUUGAGAGUCUUUGCUGCAGUUUUAGCUUUAUUUCAAACUGGUGCUAUUUUGUCCCCUUUGGGUUACCGUCCGCCUGCGAACGCAGCGGCAGCUCAGUAGCGCUAACGAGGGGACAAGUGUUUGUUAAAUGUGUGUAAGAGUGUGAGUGUACUGUAAAAAAAGAAAAGAAAAAAAAGAAUGCACAGCAGUUGUUCCAGACAACACCUGAACACACACCUCCUCUCCAUCCCCUUUCAUUCGCCAUCUGCGUCCAUGAUUGUCCAAUCAGCGAGAGAUUUUCCAGGCGAAUCUUCUCGAGUGUGUUUUUUGUGGUUUUUCGCUCUUUUUGGAUAUCUUUGUAUUUUUCGAUCUGAUUUCUUCUGCAGCCUCUCCUGAAUGUUAUCGGGGCUUGUACAGCGAUUUGUUAAACCAUUUGUUCAUAGUAGUCAAUGUUUGUUGUUAGGGUUUAAAGUUUAAAGUCUUUGUUGCCCA